UAUUUGAUAUAUCAGACAAACAAACGCUAAAGUUUAAGACUGCAAGAACCAUCCACCAUUUUUCUAUUCCCUAACAUUUUCAUAAAUCAUCCAAUCAGAGCAGAAGUUUAAGGAUUUAACCAGAAGCAUGUUUAAAGGCUAAACAUUUUUUCAUUCAUCACCAUGCCAGGCAAGAAAGGAGAAGUCAUGUGGCCGAGGUUGGUGGCUAGCAAGAUCCUCAAUAAGAGAUUGGGUAGCAAUAAUUUUGUUGCAGAUUUUCCAAGCGACCUGGAAUCUAAUUUCCUCGAAUUUCCCCGUUUCGACUCGAAAUCUCUAAGUUGUAGCAGCAUUCUGAACGACCGUGUACGCACAGAAAACUACAAGAUUUUUGUUAGUACAUGGAACGUUGGGGGAGUGGCACCAGCAGAGGACUUGAAUAUGGAGGAGUUGCUAGACACGUGCAAUAUUUGCGACAUCUACGUUCUUGGGUUUCAAGAAGUUGUGCCCCUGAGAGCAGCAAAUGUAUUAGGACCAGAAAAUAGCAAGAUAUCCCUCAAAUGGAAUUCUCUAAUUAGAGAAGCCCUCAACAAGAAAUCAUUCAAGAACGAAGGAAAGUCUACUGAGAGUAGUAAUCAGUACGAGUUCCGGUGCAUCAUUAGCAAGCAAAUGGUCGGAAUAUUAAUAUCGGUCUGGAUUCGUACUGAGCUUCGAUCAUUUGUUCGAAACCCUAGUGUUUCAUGUGUAGGCUGUGGAAUCAUGGGAUGUCUAGGAAAUAAGGGUUCAGUCUCGGUGAGAUUUCGAUUACAUGAAACAAGUUUCUGCUUCGUGUGCAGCCAUCUUGCAUCGGGUGGUAGAGAAGGCGAUGAGAGGUACCGGAAUUCAAAUGCGGCCGAGAUAUUGUCUCGCACGAGCUUUCCUAAAGGCUCAUCACUUGAUUUGCCUCAGAAGAUUCUUGACCAUGACCGAGUGAUUUUUCUAGGAGAUUUGAAUUACAGAAUCUCAUUGCCUGAAUCAGCAACACGACUAUUGGUAAACAAAGGAGAAUGGAAUGCAUUGCUGGAGAACGACCAGCUAAGGAUGGAACUGAAGGAGAGUCAAGUUUUUGAAGGUUGGCACGAAGGAACCAUAAAAUUUGCUCCUACAUACAAAUAUUAUCCAAAUUCUGACCAAUAUUUUGGCGGAUUAGAAGGCAAAAGGGGCGAAAAGAAACGUGUUCCUGCAUGGUGCGAUCGGAUAAUUUGGUUUGGGGAAGAUCAGUUGAAGCAACAUUCAUACGAAAGAGGCGAAUUGAAACUGUCGGACCACAGACCUGUGAAAGCAAUUUUCAGCACACAAGUUAAAGUGACACAAAAAUUGAAAGCGCUUCAAAAUUUCUUUUCGUCGGAGAGAUCAUUUGAACACAUUGCUAAUCAAUUAGACUUUCCAUGCAAAGACCGAAUCAGCUUCCGAGCCAACGACUUAUGAAUCAAAUUUUUAGACAUCAUAUGUGAAAAAGCGUUUUUCAAUUAACUAUGUAUAUAUAUGCCCCAUGACAUGACAAUGACAUGGUGUACAACUUGUGCAUGUUGCUAUUGCAAAGGAAAUGCCAUUAUAAGCUUAUUGUAUUCAAUUCUUAUGCUGAUUUUGUGUA
Molecule: messenger RNA, 1609 nt
Organism: Olea europaea var. sylvestris
Lineage: Eukaryota; Viridiplantae; Streptophyta; Magnoliopsida; Lamiales; Oleaceae
Product: type IV inositol polyphosphate 5-phosphatase 9
Exons: 8
Coding region: 163-1443 (426 amino acids)
Biological process (GO): phosphatidylinositol dephosphorylation
Molecular function (GO): phosphatidylinositol-4,5-bisphosphate 5-phosphatase activity; phosphatidylinositol-3,4,5-trisphosphate 5-phosphatase activity; inositol-polyphosphate 5-phosphatase activity
Source: RefSeq, a predicted model, not a curated record